GACAUAUGAUCCCGCAAUCUCGUAAAACUUUUAUUAAAGCCUUUCCAACUUCUAUACGCCUUUAGUGACUAAACAACAAACCAACUCGAUUCGAUCAGAUCUUUUCCUUCUCUUCAUUUAGUUUUCUCUGAAAGAAGCACUUGCAAGAAAAAAGAAAAGGAAAGAAAGAAAAUGACUGUGUCACCCGCUAUUUCCACAGCCAAGAGCAGCAGGGUUCUGAUCAUUGGAGCCACCGGCUUCAUCGGUCAUUUUGUAGCCGACGCCAGCCUCGGCUCAGGUCGACCCACAUAUGUUCUCGUCCACUCCAGUGUCACUAGCCCUAGUAAGGCUAAAAUCAUCCAGCAACUUCAAAAAAAGGGCGCUGAAAUAUUACAUGGAUCGAUAAGUGACAAGGAAGCAAUGGAAAAAAUACUGAAAGAGCAGGAGAUUGACAUCGUGAUAUCAGUUGUUGGCGGUGAGAAAAUAUUGGACCAGCUGCCACUGGUGGAGGCCAUUAAAGCUGUUGGUACUGUUAAGUGUCAAUUGCAGAGAUUUUUGCCAUCAGAAUUCGGGCAUGACGUGGACAGAGCUGACCCGGUGGAGCCGGGGCUCAUCAUGUACAAAGAAAAGCGCAGAGUCAGGCGUUUAAUUGAAGAACUUGCCGUGCCGUACACCUACAUUUGUUGCAAUUCAAUAGCUUCGUGGCCCUAUUACGACAAUCACCACCCUUCAGAAGUUCUCCCUCCGUUGGAUCAGUUUGAAAUCUACGGUGAUGGCAGCGUCAAAGCAUACUUUAUUGCUGGCACUGAUAUUGGAAAAUUCACCGUCAAAAUUGCUGAUGACAUUCGAACUGUAAACAAGUCCGUUCAUUUUCGACCACCCUCCAAUUGUUAUAGCAUUAACGAGCUUGCAUGUUUAUGGGAAAAGAAAAUUGGAAGAACUUUACCAAGAGUGACUGUUUCUGAGGAUGAUCUCCUUGCAGCAGCUGCAGAGAAUGUUAUACCACAAAGUGUUGUUGCAUCGUUCACACAUGAUAUAUUCAUUAAGGGUUGUCAAGUGAAUUUUUCUAUCGAUGGCCAUGGUGAUAUUGAAGUGAACAAUCUUUAUCCUGAUGAACAAUUUCGUAGCUUGGAUGAUUGUUUCACUGACUUUGCCCUCCAAUUAAAUUACAAGUCUAUGGAGGCUGAAGACAGGUCACUGCCGUCCUCCCAGACAUCCACUCCCAUUUGUUCUUGAUAUUUAUACACCUCUUUACUGUUUUCCUUGUUUUUUUUUUUUUUUUUUAAAUUACGGUCAUUCUCAUGUCAUCUUGUUUCCAACCAUGUCGCAGCCAUGACUUAAAUAAAUAUGUACUUGUGUAA
Messenger RNA from Mangifera indica (mango), 1340 nucleotides. Its product is annotated as leucoanthocyanidin reductase-like. The transcript is spliced from 5 exons. Gene Ontology annotation, molecular function: oxidoreductase activity. The coding region runs from base 172 to 1215 and encodes 347 amino acids. The record is from RefSeq and is a predicted model, not a curated record. Lineage: Eukaryota; Viridiplantae; Streptophyta; Magnoliopsida; Sapindales; Anacardiaceae.